Anopheles aquasalis is the source of this 3303-nucleotide messenger RNA. RefSeq lists its product as uncharacterized. NCBI's taxonomy places the organism in Eukaryota, Metazoa, Arthropoda, Insecta, Diptera, Culicidae. The record is from RefSeq and is a predicted model, not a curated record.
AUGGCCCUGUUGCUGCUACUGCGGCUGCUGUACAAAUCCUCAAAGGCCUCGCGUGUGCCACAGACGAUGCACCAACAACGGAGCCUUACCAACAUCAACAACAACUCCCUGAAUGCCCCGCUCUGUCUCUUCCCUCCCGCUCCGUUAGAGACGGAACCGACGGUCGCCAGCCUGGUGGGUGGCAGCCCAGCCGGGCCGCGCGGAUCGGGCAACAGCUGCAAGUUCCCGGGUGCACCGGCCCAUGGCAGCGUGGAGUUCACGGACGAGACGCUGCGCGAUAGUACGGUCGCGACGUACUACUGCGAGCGUGGAUUCGAGCUCCUGGGACCAUCGCGUCGCGUCUGUAACGAUGGCCAGUGGAUACCGGAGGGCAUCCCGUUCUGCGUGCUGAACGUGGCUGCCGGUAAGGCACCGAUGCAGAUCUCAACCGAGGCGUCCGGCAUACCGCAGAAGGCGAUCGAUGGUUCGACGUCGGCCUUCUUCUCCGCCGAUAGCUGCUCGCUGACCAAGCUGGAGCGCGUACCGUGGUGGUACGUGAACCUGCUGGAGCCCUAUAUGGUGCAGCUGGUUCGGCUUGACUUUGGCAAGUCCUGCUGCGGUAAUGGCACACCGGCCACGAUCGUGGUGCGUGUUGGUAACAAUCGGCCCGAUCUGGGCACAAAUCCGAUCUGCAACCGCUUCACGGGUACACUCGAGGAGGGUCAACCGUUAUUCCUGCCGUGCAACCCCCCGAUGCCCGGUGCCUUCGUGUCGGUGCACCUGGAAACGAGCGCACCGAGCCAGCUGUCUAUCUGCGAGGCGUUCGUAUACACCGACCAGGCCCUACCGAUCGAGCGGUGCCCGGCAUUCCGCGACCAGCCACCCGGUGCGUCGGCCUCGUACAACGGCAAGUGCUACAUCUUCUACAACCGGCAACCGGUGACGCUGCGGGAUGCACUCGCCUUCUGCCGGGCGCGCGGUGGCACGCUGAUCAACGAGAGCAACCCGGCACUGCAAGGAUUCAUCAGCUGGGAGCUGUGGCGACGUCACCGCAGCGACACCUCGUCCCAGUACUGGAUGGGGGCGGUCCGGGAUGCUCAGGAUCGCAACACCUGGAAGUGGAUCGGCGGCGACGAGGUGUCGGUUUCGUUCUGGAACCUGCCCGGUGGUGAGGAGGACUGCGCGCGGUACGACGGCUCCAAGGGUUGGCUCUGGAGCGAUACCAACUGCAACACGCAGCUCAACUUCAUCUGCCAGCACCAACCGAAGGCUUGUGGUCGGCCGGAGCAGCCACCCAACUCGACGAUGCUGGCACCGAAGGGCUUCGAUGUGGGCGCCGUGGUCGAGUACAGCUGUGACGAGGGACAUUUGCUCGUCGGGCCACAGCAGCGCACUUGUCUAGAGACGGGUUUCUACAACGAGUUCCCACCGGUCUGCCGCUACAUUGAGUGUGGUCUACCCGCCUCCAUACCGCACGGUUACUAUGAUCUGCUGAACGGUUCGGUCGGUUACUUGAGCACGGUUCAGUACCGGUGCGCCGACGGUUACGAGAUGGUUGGCCGAGCGGUGCUGACCUGCGAUAUCGACGAGCGCUGGAACGGUCCACCGCCGCGCUGCGAGCUCAUCGAGUGCGAUCCGCUACCGACGCUGUUCGCCAACGGUGUCGUCAUCGCCCCGAACCAGACAGUCUACGGUGCGGUGGCUGAGGUACGGUGUAACCGGGAUUACGUGCCGGAUGGUGUAGCAGCGAUCCGCUGUACAGCCACCGGUCAGUGGAACCACACGCUGCCAAGCUGCGUACCACGGCCAGCCUAUGGUGAUGCGGCCACCGCCGACAACGACGGCGACGACGGUAGCCCUUUCGAUGGUCCAUCGGUGACGAUCCGACCGUCGGUGGGUUCCCCGAACAGCUCGAUCCGGCCAGGGGCCACCAGUGGCACUGGUGGGCGCCCACGACCACCACAACCAACCGGUCAACGGCCUCGACCGGGCACGGUACGCUACACGCCACCGACCUCAGUCCCACCAACGGCCGCCAGCACCACCAACAGUGUUGCCGUCUCACCAACGACCACAACCACCACAACUACCACGAGCAGUCCGGGCAGCACCAGCAGCACCAGUGUGACCGAGUCGUCCUUCUUUAGCAUCGAAAUCGAUGACGAAGUGCGACCGGGGGGCAUGGGUGUGAUACGUGAGGACGGCCCGUCGGGUGUGGUGCGUCCGCACGGUGGUAACCCCUACCGACCCCCAUCGGUGCCACCGUCGGUGGUAGUGCUACCGAACGGUAGUGCUGGCGUCAGUGUGUCGCCCAAACCCGUGUCGGUCAGACCGUCGCAACCGUCGCAGCAGCAUCCACAGUCGUCGGGUACGUCCGGCCGGCCGCAGUCGCGCCCGCAACCACCACUAACGCGCCGCCCAACACCCAGUACGGCCGCACCGACGCCAACACCGACGACGGUGCGUGGUCGCGUCCAGGAGCAGGACAUCCUACUGUCGCAGCAUCCACAGGACAAUGAGAUCGCUGGCAGCGUCAACAUUCGACAGGACCAGUCGCCCAAAGUGAACGUUCCGUUUGCCGUCGACAACGUCAACACCGUACCGAUCGACGGACCGGUGGACGGUGCGAGCGGUGGUGGUCGGGGACCGGGCAACGGCGGUACCGGUGGUACGGCUGGCAGUGGCAGUGGUGCCAACGGUGCCAGUGCCACCGCCGGUGACCGUAAGGAAUCGAAGAACGCCAAGCUCAACCUGGGCGCGAUAGUCGCGCUUGGGGCGUUCGGUGGUUUCGUCUUUCUCGCCGCCGUCAUCACCACGAUCGUGAUCGUGGUCCGAAGAAAUCGGACAACGAACCAGCAUUACCGACACCGAGCCUCCCCCGACUGCAACACCGUCGCCUCGUUUUCCAGCUCGAGCUCCGAGUCGCGGAACGGCCUGAACCGCUACUACCGGCAAGCGUGGGAGAACCUGCAUGAGUCCGCAUCGAAGAGCCACCACAGUGGGCAUUCAGGACUGAAGCGCAAGGAGACGAUGGACGCCCCGGUUAAUCGAUCGCGGUCGCGCGAAAACCUCGACGUUAGCCGGUCGCGCGAUCUGGACAGGUCGCGGGAAAACCUGUCGGCGGCACGCAGCCGCGAUUACGGCCGGGACAGCAUGGCCAUGCGUGACGGCUCUGAGAUGGUCGUGUCGGACGUGUGCGUGAAGGGCGAGAAGAAGCGACACCAUCACCAUCACCACAAAAGCAGCCAUCAGCAGCGCGGGGACUUCCGCGAGCCCAACAUCAUGGGCAGUGGCAAUGGGCGGCGCGAGCACUGCCACUAUUGA